Molecule: messenger RNA, 813 nt
Organism: Cannabis sativa
Lineage: Eukaryota; Viridiplantae; Streptophyta; Magnoliopsida; Rosales; Cannabaceae
Product: class I heat shock protein
Exons: 1
Coding region: 200-619 (139 amino acids)
Biological process (GO): response to heat; response to hydrogen peroxide; protein complex oligomerization
Source: RefSeq, a predicted model, not a curated record
CGGUAAUCUUGUAUGUGCAGGAACCAUCUACACCAAUAAACAAUACUAAAUAUGGAAAAUUCAAGAAGAACCCAGAAAUCUCAAACUCAUUCAUAUAUAUAUAUAUAUAUACGCACCGAUCCUCUACUCUUCACUAACAAAGUGAUCAUAAUCUCAAUCAAUCCAUCUUUCGAAUUUCUCAUUUUAGUCCACAAUAAUAAUGUCUCUGAUCAUUCCUAGUGUGUUUGGAAACAUGGGUUUGCUAGACCCAUUCAGGUCCUCAUCAAACGACGUCGUCUCCUCUUUCGCCAACACCCAAGUCGAUUGGAAGGAGACCCCGGAGAGCCACGUGUUCAAGGCCGAUCUCCCUGGGCUGAAGAAAGAGGAGGUGAAGGUGGAGGUUGAAGACGGCCAAGUUCUCCAGAUCAGCGGAGAGAGAAGCAUUGAAAAGGAAGACAAGAACGACACGUGGCACCGCGUCGAGAGAGGCCGAGGCAAGUUCCUCCGCCGCUUCCGCCUGCCGGAGAAUGCUAAGCUUGAUGAGGUCAAAGCAUCUCUGGAGAACGGAGUUCUUACCGUCACUGUCCCCAAGCUGCCGGAGAAGAAGCCUGAGGUCAAGUCCGUUGAGAUCACUGGGUAAAUAAAAUAUUAUAAAUUUGUUUUAUUUUGAUUUUUGUUCUUUUCAUAUUUACGUGUUUUAGUUUUCAUCUUAAGUUUGCGAGUUUUUAUCAUGUAACUAAAUUUAGCAUUAUAUAAUGUAUUGAAUAAUGUUGUAGUGGUGAACUGUGUGUGUGAUGUUAAUUUUGUUCGCAUUUUAAUGUUCUUUUUCGACGA